Messenger RNA from Neofelis nebulosa (Clouded leopard), 4210 nucleotides. It is a transcript of the gene SLTM, whose product is annotated as SAFB like transcription modulator. Gene Ontology annotation, cellular component: nucleus. The record is from RefSeq and is a predicted model, not a curated record. Lineage: Eukaryota; Metazoa; Chordata; Mammalia; Carnivora; Felidae. The transcript has 21 exons. Bases 102 to 3167 code for a protein of 1021 amino acids. Gene Ontology annotation, molecular function: sequence-specific DNA binding; RNA binding. Gene Ontology annotation, biological process: regulation of transcription by RNA polymerase II; regulation of mRNA processing.
CUGCGCGGCGCCGGCGGCCGCUGAGGCCUGGGUCGAAGUUGGCGCUGCUGCCGCCGCCCUGCAGCCCACUCGCUGCCUCGGCAGCGCGCUGCUCUUCUAAAAUGGCUGCCGCUACCGGUGCUGUGGCAGCCUCGGCCGCCUCGGGUCAGGCGGAAGGUAAAAAGAUCACUGAUCUGCGGGUCAUCGAUCUCAAGUCCGAGCUGAAGCGGCGGAACUUAGACAUCACCGGAGUGAAGACCGUACUCGUCUCCCGACUCAAGCAGGCUAUUGAAGAGGAAGGAGGCGAUCCAGAUAAUAUUGAAUUAACUGUUUCAACUGAUACUCCAAACAAGAAACCAACCAAAGGCAAAGCCCAUUUUCCUUCUUUCGCAGGUAAAAAACAGGAAGCAGAUGAGUUGAGUGGAGAUGCUUCUGUGGAAGAUGAUGCUUUUGUCAAGGACUGUGAAUUGGAGAAUCAAGAGGCACAUGAACAAGAUGGAAAUGACGAGCUAAAGGACUCUGAAGAAUUUGGUGAAAAUGAAGAAGAAAAUGUGCAUUCCAAGGAGUUACUUUCUGCAGAAGAGAACCAGAGAGCUCAUGAAUUAAUAGAGGCAGAAGCAAUAGAAGAUAUAGAAAAAGAGGACAUCGAAAGUCAGGAAAUUGAAGCUCAAGAAGGUGAAGAUGAUACCUUUCUAACAGCCCAAGAUGGUGAGGAAGAAGAAAAUGAGAAAGAUAUAGCAGGUUCUGGUGAUGGUACACAAGAAGUAUCUAAACCUCUUCCUUCAGAAGGGAACCUAGCUGAGGCUGAUCACACAGCUCAUGAAGAGAUGGAAGCUAAUGCGACUGUGAAAGAAGCUGAGGAUGACAACAUCUCGGUCACAAUCCAGGCUGAAGAUGCCAUCACUCUGGAUUUUGAUGGUGAUGACCUCCUAGAAACAGGUAAAAAUGUGAAAAUUACAGAUUCUGAAGCAAGUAAGCCAAAAGAUGGGCAGGACGCCAUUGCACAGAGCCCGGAGAAGGAAAGCAAGGAUUAUGAGAUGAAUGCGAACCAUAAAGAUGGUAAGAAGGAAGACUGCGUGAAGGGGGAUCCUGUCGAGAAGGAAGCCAGAGAAAGUUCUAAGAAAGCAGAAUCUGGAGACAAAGAAAAGGAUACUUUGAAGAAAGGGCCCUCGUCUACUGGGGCCUCUGGUCAAGCAAAGAGCUCUUCAAAGGAAUCUAAAGACAGCAAGACAUCAUCCAAAGAUGACAAAGGCAGUACAAGUAGUACUAGUGGUAGCAGUGGAAGCUCAACUAAAAAUAUCUGGGUUAGUGGACUUUCUUCUAAUACCAAAGCUGCUGAUUUGAAGAACCUUUUUGGCAAAUAUGGAAAGGUUCUGAGUGCAAAGGUAGUUACAAAUGCUCGAAGUCCUGGGGCAAAGUGCUAUGGCAUUGUAACUAUGUCUUCAAGCACAGAGGUAUCCAGAUGUAUUGCACAUCUUCACCGCACUGAGCUGCAUGGACAGCUGAUUUCUGUUGAAAAAGUUAAAGGUGAUCCUUCUAAGAAAGAAUUGAAGAAAGAAAAUGAUGAAAAGAGUAGUUCAAGAAGUUCUGGAGACAAAAAAAACAUGAGUGAUAGAAGUAGCAAGACACAAGCCUCUGUGAAAAAAGAAGAGAAAAGGUCAUCUGAGAAAUGUGAAAAAAAAGAAGGCAAGGAUACUAAGAAAAUAGAAGGUAAAGAUGAGAAGAAUGAUAAUGGAUCAAGUGGCCAAACUUCAGAGUCGAUUAAAAAAAGUGAAGAAAAGAAGCGAAUAAGUUCAAAGAGUCCAGGACAUAUGGUAAUACUAGACCAAACUAAAGGAGAUCAUUGUAGGCCAUCAAGAAGAGGAAGAUAUGAGAAAAUUCAUGGAAGAAGCAAGGAAAAGGAGAGAGCUAGCCUAGAUAAAAAAAGGGACAAAGACUAUAGAAGGAAAGACAUCUUGCCUUUUGAAAAGAUGAAGGAACAAAGACUAAGAGAGCAUUUAGUUCGCUUUGAAAGAUUGCGACGAGCAAUGGAACUUCGAAGACGAAGAGAGAUUGCAGAAAGAGAGCGUCGAGAGCGAGAACGCAUUAGAAUAAUUCGUGAACGGGAAGAACGGGAACGCUUACAGAGAGAGAGAGAGCGCCUAGAAAUUGAAAGGCAAAAACUAGAGAGAGAGAGAAUGGAACGCGAACGCUUGGAAAGGGAACGCAUUCGUAUUGAACAGGAACGUCGUAAGGAAGCUGAACGUAUUGCUCGAGAACGAGAGGAACUGAGAAGGCAACAGCAGCAGCUUCGUUAUGAACAAGAAAAAAGGAAUUCUUUGAAACGCCCACGUGAUGUAGAUCAUAGGCGAGAUGAUCCUUACUGGAGCGAGAAUAAAAAGUUGUCUCUAGAUACAGAUGCACGAUUCAGCCAUGGAUCUGACUAUUCUCGCCAGCAGAACAGAUUUAAUGACUUUGAUCACCGAGAGAGGAGCAGGUUUCCUGAGAGUUCAACAGUACAGUCAUCAUCUUUUGAAAGGCGAGAACGCUUUGUUGGUCAAAGUGAAGGGAAGAAAACACGUCCUACUGCACGAAGAGAAGAUCCAGGUUUUGAAAGGUAUCCCAAAAAUUUCAGUGAUUCCAGAAGAAAUGAGCCUCCACCACCAAGAAAUGAACUUAGAGAAACGGACAGGAGAGAAGUCCGGGGAGAACGAGAUGAGAGGAGAACGGUAAUCAUCCAUGACAGGCCUGAUAUCACUCACCCUAGACAUCCUCGAGAAGCAGGGCCCAAUCCAUCCAGACCAACCACCUGGAAAAGUGAUGGCGGCAUGUCCACUGACAAACGGGAAGCAAGAGUUGAAAGGCCGGAACGAUCGGGGAGGGAAGUAUCAGGACACAGUGUGAGAGGGGCUCCCCCUGGGAAUCGCAGCAAUGCUUCCAGCUAUGGAAACAGAGAGGGAGACAGAGGCGUAAUCACAGACCGAGGAAGUGGAACACAGCACUAUCCUGAGGAGCGACAUGUGGUUGAACGCCAUGGACGGGACACAAGUGGACCAAGGAAAGAGUGGCAUGGUCCACCUUCUCAAGGGCCUGGCUAUCACGAUGCAAGGCGAAUGGGUGAUGGCCGGACAGGAGCGGGCAUGAUAACCCAACAUGCGAGAGGGAAUGCAGAAUGGCAGUAUUAUCUUUGGAACAAAUUAAGAAGAUAGUAACAAAUAACAGAAGAAUAACUUUUACACAUAUAUUUUUCAAGGGUAAUAAAUAGAUAAGUAUAUAAUUAUGGAAAAGUACGCCUCAAAUAUGCUUUUUAAAAUUUCUCAGGAUUUACUGUUUUGUUUUUCUUAUUAAAAUAUAAUGCACUGUCACUGCUAUCUCUUCUAGGAAAAACAAACCCUAAGGUUUCAUUUUCCUUCUCCAACCAAUAGAGUGAUAUCAAGAGUAAACUUGAACUAAGGUCAACUUGCUUGAGCCAACAGAGAAUUCUGUAGUAAUUUGAUUAUUUCACCAAUGUACACAUAUUCUAGGUUAUUAACUAGAGACUCACCAGAUAUUUUGUAUCAAAGUGUUAUACCCCAAACAGGUUCUCUGAUGAUUUAUCAUGCUAGUAUAGGAAAUCUGAAGGAGUAACAAAUGGUAUAACAUAACCAGACAUGCAAUACAGAAGGACAUGACAUAAAAGAUACAGCUUGACCCUGGAUUUUUCCCUUAGAAUAAUUCCUUCCAUAAAUAAGACUUUACUUUUUAUUUUUACAUAGAGACUCAUUCUAUAAAUAGUCUUGGAUCAUGGAGAAUGUUAAAGACAUAGCUUAAGAACUCUACACCACAUUUUUUUUUUUUGUAGUCUACUGUCACCCCAGACCACAAAAAACAUUCUCCAAGUGGAUGCUCAGGUUAGAUAAAGAUGCUCCUAAACAAAUUUACUGAGGCUUAGAAUGAAAAUCACAUAACUACCUGCAGCAGCAAUAGUCUUUUCAAAAAUGACUAAAUCAAACUUUUAAAUAUAAAGCAUAUAUAAAAAGGACUAUUAAGGAUAGUAGAAAUACAGGAAAAUAUGUGUUGCCUUAUAAUAAAGUUCAAUAAAUAUUCUUUCUGAAUCCUAUAAACACUACAAGAUGUUAUAGGUCUAUUUGGUUCCCAUAAGUUAAAAAAGUCUGAUUGCUUUUACAUAAAUUCCUCCCAAUUCUUAUCUAUUUUCAAACAGAUUUUUAUUAAUGCGUUUCACUAGACUCAGAGAUUAUAUCUCUAACUUCCU